GACUGGACUGGUUUCAGGGUUUCUUGCUCCAAAACUGAGCAUGCGCAGUCGGCCUUCAGCAGUUUUGUUGUUCAGCCACCUGAUGUCAGAUCAGAACCGAGCCAGAACUCUAAACGUGAAGCUGUGGGAGCUGAAUCGGUCCGAGAGGAGCAGCGGGAGGAAGAAGCGGCAGAUGGUGGACAGAGGAUCCGGGCGGAGCGGCGCGGAGAGGCGGAAGUAGCAGGAGGUGGAGACCUCUCUGCUCGUCAUGGAGACAGCUGGAGACCCAGGAGAUGUCCAGGUCCGGCAGUGCGGGACCUGUGACGGCGCCUCGGCCUCCUGCUGGUGUGUGAACUGCAACGAAGCUCUGUGCGACGCCUGCCUGGCGGCGCACCGCCGGGUCACUUUGACCCGAUCUCACAGAGUUCUGAACCGGCAGCCUGAAGGACCCAGUUUGGUUUUUCCCAUCAAGUUCUGCAGAAUCCACCCGUCUGAGGAGCUGAAGCUGUUCUGCUUCAGCUGCUGCCAGCUCACCUGCAGGGACUGCCAGCUGGCGGACCACCAGAGCCACAGGUUCGACUUUGUCAGCAAAGCGGUGGCAAGUGUGAAGAAGCAGCUGGACGCCUGCAUGCAGCCAUUCAGAGCGCAGAUGGACGCGUCCAGGAAGAGCCUGCAGGACAUGGAGGCCAGGCUGGAGGUUCUGGCCCGCUGCGAGUCCUUCAUGACCUCCAAGCUGCAGAAGCACGUCGACAUGCUGAUAGAGCUGCUGAAGAAAAGGUUUGAUGACAUCACCAGACAGAUCCAGGUCGUCUACAACGUGGAACGUAACCUGAUCAGCAGGAAGAUGGAGACUGUGAAGCAGCUGCAGCAGAGCCAUGUCUCUCUGACUGAAGCAGCAGAAAAGGCCAGAAACACCACCAACCUGCCCACCCUGGUGGGCUGCAUAUCCCAGAUCACCUCCCAGAUGAAGGACCUGGUGGACGAGGACUCCCGUCCUCCUUCCAAGAUGAUCGACGUGAAGGUCACCACCAACAGAAACUCCGUGGAGGGAAUCCUGAAUUUCGGUAAACUCCAGGUCGCCUGGAUCCCCUUCUCCAGUCCACCAUCCUCUUCCACCAUGCGUCCUGCUCCGCCCACCUCCACCUGCCAACCCUUGACCUGCAGCACUGCCACUACCAACAGCGGUUCUGUUGGUGUUGCUGCUCCUCCAGCUGGCUCCACCAGCACCUUCAUCAGAACUGGGUCUGGUACCGCUGCUUCCUCGGCUCCAUCCGUCAGUAUUAGCUGCUCUACUCCUCCACCCUACCCUUCCUCAUCUGGGGACGCCAUGAUGGACUUCAUAGUGAACAAUAAGGCAGUUCUUCCUCUCAAGUCUUCCUCCGUCAGUAAUCUGGACCCAAGCUGUGGUUCCUGGGGACCAGCCCAGAUACCCAGGGUUCCCUCUUCGAACAACUCAUUUCCAGUUCCUGCUUCCACCUCACUUCCUGUUUCUGGCUCGACAUCACUUCCUGUUCUUUCUUCCACCUCACUUCCUGUUCCUGCUUCCACAUCAAUUCCUGUUCCUGCUUCCAUCUCACUUUCUGUUCCUGGCUCGACAUCACUUUCUGUUCCUGGCUCGACAUCACUUUCUGUUUCUGGCUUGACAUCACUUCCUGUUCCUACUUUUACCUCAGUUCCUGUUCAUGCUUCCACCUCACUUCGGUUUCUGCUGCAGCCUCAUUUUCUGUUCAUGCUUUCGCUUCACUUCCUGUUCAUGCUUUUGCCUCACUUCCUGUUCACGCUUUUGCCUCACUUCCUGUUCAUGCUUUCACCUCACUUCCUGUUCAUGCUUUCACCUCACUUCCUGUUUCUGCUUCCACCUUACUUCCUGUUCCUGCUUCCACCUCACUUUCUGUUCCUUUUAUCAGUUCCUGCUUCUGUCUCACUUCCUGUCCAUGCUUCCACCUCACUUCCUGUUUCUGCUUCCACCUCACUUCCUUUUCCUGCUUCCACCUCACUUUCUGUUCCAGAUUUUACCUCAGUUCCUGCUUCUGUCUCACUUCCUGUUUCUGCUUCCACCUCACUUCCUGUUUCUGCUUCCACCUCACUUCCUGUUUCUGCUUCCACCUCACUUCCUGUUCCUGCUUCCACCUCACUUCCUGUUCCUGCUUCCACCUCACUUUCUGUUCCUGCUUUUACCUCAGUUCCUGCUUCUGUCUCACUUCCUGUCCAUGCUUCCACCUCACUUCCUGUUUCUGCUUCCACCUCACUUCCUUUUCCUGCUUCCACCUCACUUUCUGUUCCAGAUUUUACCUCAGUUCCUGCUUCUGUCUCACUUCCUGUUUCUGCUUCCACCUCACUUCCUGUUUCUGCUUCCACCUCACUUUCUGUUUCUGCUUCCACCUCACUUCCUGUUCCUGCUUCCACCUCACUUCCUGUUCCUGCUUCCACCUCACUUUCUGUUCCUGGCUCGACCUCACUUCCUGUGUCUGGCUCGACAUCACUUCCUGUUCUUGCUUCCACCUCACUUCCUGUUCCUGUUUUUACCUCAGUUCCUGCUUCUGUCUCACUUCCUGUUUCUGCUUCCACCUCACUUCCUGUUCCUGCUUUUACCUCAGUUCCUGCUUCCACCUCACUUCCUGUUUCUGCUUCCACCUCACUUCCUGUUUCUGCUUCCACCUCACUUCCUGUUCCUGCUUCCACCUCACUUUCUGUUCCUGGCUCGACAUCACUUCCUGUUCUUGCUUCCACCUCACUUCCUGUUCCUGUUUUUACCUCAGUUCCUGCUUCUGCCUCACUUCCUGUUCAUGCUUCUGCCUCAAGUCCUCCUGUGGCUUCGACUUCACUUCCUGUUCCUGCGCCUGUUAAGUUCAGAGCCGCUCAGGACAUUGAGGCCAGAAACCCGUUCCUCUGGAGCCUCCUCAGUCAGUCGUCCUCUUCGUCUCCGGCCAGUCCGUCUCCGGCCAGUCCGUCUCCGGCCAGUCCGUCUCCGGCCAGUCCGUCUCCUCCUUCCUCAGGUCCGGUUCAUGGUCAGAGUUCAUCCAGUUGCUCCUCUUCCUCGUUGACAUCAGACGUUCAGCUCCAAACAACCACCACCAAAGGUCCUGAAAGGGUGGCAGACCGAUCUGAAGGAGCAAAGCCUCCUGGGAAACGGGACAUGGGGCCCUCCAGAGGUCAGGAUUCUGCGGUCAGGAUCAAUGUUCUGACCAAGUCCCAGCUGGAGUCCAGCUCAGAUAAACUGUUUGUCAAGUUUCAGUGGAUGAAGAAGAAGAACUCUAAGUCUUCCAAGUCCAGCAGCUCUUUGCUACCCAGUUCUCCAAAAAGAAAGAGGUCACUCUCUGGGAAACAGCAGCUUCAGAGGAUUCAGAACCAGCCUGGCAGUCCAGUCGGAAAACUCAACCGCCAGGCUGGAGGCGUGGAGUCUUCGCCCUCCGUUCCUCCGUUCUCAUCCACCAAUCUGGUCUUCCCUAAGGUGGAUUCCACAGCAGCUUCGCCUGCCAACAUUCAGCCGAUGGUACCUGCCACUGCCAUUGGUUCUGGUUCCCCCUCUGCCGUCUCGGCCGGUCCUCAAACUCUUCCAGGGAAUGACCCGUCUGUCUGGUGGAGUCCAGAGCUCCAGAACCUUCCUGAAUCCAACAACCUGCAGCUCCUAGAAUGUCUCAUCUCCGAGGUGGGACGUCCUUCCUCUGCCUUGAAAGACCAGCAGCAGAAUCCUGCUUCAAGGCAGACGGGCAAACGAAAGAAACCAAACAGACUGGAACAAGGUUCUUCAGCUGGAGUUGAUCCACCAUCAGAGUGCAGAUCAUCUGACCCAACCAGGACUGGAGCUUCGGACCAGGACCUCAUUGUGGUGCUGUCAGACGACGAGUCGUUGCCUGACGUGUAUGAGGUUCCACCCAGCGUUGAGGACGUCCAGUCGGUUCUUCCUCCAGUUACUGUUGGAGGUUCAGAUGACGAGAUCAGUAUCGUUGAGCCCAAACCUCCCGGGGACGAGUCCAAAGCGAAAACAUUUACAUUUAUAGAAAGGGACAUCUUUGAUGAACCAGCUUCACCGGCAGCGUCAGAGGACAGGAUGUCCACUGCCUUGUCUGAAGUACCUGAACUGGGACUCAAACUGUCUUCCUCUGAAACAUCUGAUAGUGACGAUGAAGACUUGCAGAGCAUUAGGACUGAACAGCAGGACUACAGUCAGCUCCGCUGGCAGCCCACCGUGUCUCUGCUGAGACUUCCCCUGUCCCUACCCGGACAUGGACGGCUCCUGCCUCGCUACCAUUUCAUCCUUGGAGAGAAGCAGGACGAGCUGUACCUGCAGGAGAUGGAGGAGAACGAUCAGUCCAGCAAUGAGGACAUCUCAGAAAUCAUCACUGACCACGACUCUGAUGUCACCGAAGACUUCACCAUUCUUCACUCUACAGAGUCUCCACUGUCCCUGGAGGUCAUUUCCUGUGCUGCUUGUGGAGCAUCCAGUGCAUCAAAGAUCUGCACCGUCUGCGGUCGGGGGUACCACAGAGACUGCCACGUCCCUCCGUUUGGACCGGACAUCUGGUCAGAGCUGGUCUGCUCGCUCUGUCAGGACCUGUCAGACCUGUCGGACCCCUACAGCUCCGACAGACCCAAGAGUCCACACGGUUCUUCCCUCAGCCUGCAUGACCAGCGGAGAUGUGAGACUCUCCUGCUGCACCUGAAGGUCAAAGGCUGCAGACACUUCUCUCAGUUGGACCUCUGGUCUGACCUCAUGCUCGUAUCGGAGCGUCUGAGCCACCAUCUCUCCCCUCCUUAUCAAACGCCUGCGCAGGUCGUCUCGGACCUCUGGGGUUUGUUCAGCGACGCCUCACAGGACGACGCUCUACUGGAGCUGCAGCAGAGCUUCCAGAAGAGGCUGGUGGAAACGCUGGGAUCCCAACUUCCUCCCUCUCUGCUGGCGGCCCCGCCUCGCCGCGGCGCCCCCUUGCAUCCGGGGGAGAACUUGCUGUCCGAUUCACAAGUGAAGGUUCUGAAGAAGAGACUGAAGGACCUGCUGAAGGGUCCGGCUGCAGCCAAGAGGCCAAAGAACGUAAAUCCUGAAGACCAGAAGCAUCAGAUGUGAAAAAUUGAACUUAUCCAUCAUCUGAUAUUCUGCAAGUUCUGCUUACUGGGCCAGCCCCAGCAACGUUUCUGAGUAACUGGUUUUGAGUGGAACCGAACCGCUCUGGCGAUGCGGGUCGGGUUCUGAGUGCCUUUAGGUUUGCUCUGUUUGCAGAUCAGUUAGUUAUUUAUAUGUGAAACUUCACAGCUUCUCUCAGGGAGUAAACUAUGAAACUAAUAUUCAAACUAACAACUUUAAACCAAAAGUUUGUUUAUUUUUCUGUUCUGAAAUUAUUUUGUACACAUUUAGAUUGAAAGUGUUUUUCAGUAGAAAUGUUUGCUGAUGAAUCAGACUGAGCUGAUUGUGACGAUCCAUUUAUACGGAUCCAGUAAAGUAUUAAAACUGCCUUAAAAAGCCAAAACUUUAGUUGAAGAAUAAAAUAUUUGUUGGUA
Molecule: messenger RNA, 5475 nt
Organism: Poeciliopsis prolifica (blackstripe livebearer)
Lineage: Eukaryota; Metazoa; Chordata; Actinopteri; Cyprinodontiformes; Poeciliidae
Product: mucin-5AC-like
Molecular function (GO): zinc ion binding
Source: RefSeq, a predicted model, not a curated record